Leishmania mexicana MHOM/GT/2001/U1103 is the source of this 3276-nucleotide messenger RNA. RefSeq lists its product as hypothetical. The record is from RefSeq and is a predicted model, not a curated record. Gene Ontology annotation, molecular function: protein-macromolecule adaptor activity. The transcript has a single exon. Gene Ontology annotation, biological process: vacuole organization; endosome organization; organelle fusion. Bases 1 to 3276 code for a protein of 1091 amino acids. Gene Ontology annotation, cellular component: endosome; HOPS complex. NCBI's taxonomy places the organism in Eukaryota, Euglenozoa, Kinetoplastea, Trypanosomatida, Trypanosomatidae.
AUGGCGCAGGCGGUGCCACAUGACAGCCGGAGCAAUGUUGAAGCCUUGCAUGACCCCGUGGCACCGCAUUUCGAGCUUGUCACAUACCCACUCUCUGAUAGCCAGGACGCUAUCGAGGAUGCCGAUUGCCAGGGCGGUGUUUUGGCGGUACUGCGCCGCAGUGGGCGGCUGGAAGUGCGCGACGCUGAGGAGGACCGCGUGCUGCUCCGCACACUCGUACGUAACCCUCACAAGGUCUUUGUGCAUCCCCAGGGCACCUACGUUGUGGUCACUGCCUCUGACGGUGAGGUGAGUUUGCAGAACACGUUCAACGCACGCAUGUGCGCCACCGCUCAGCUACAAGCGACGGACGUUCUCGGUACCGUUGCGCAAGGGUCGCAAGGUGUCGUCGUCGGUGAGUGCGUGGGCUGGCUCCCACAGGACAGCUAUGGGGUAGCACCCGAAGACUACCCGGAAGCGUCGGGAGCCCGUGCCCUGUCUGCUUCCAGGACGCAAGGGUCGUCAACAGCUGGCGCGGCCGAGUGGAGCUGCUUGAUGGGGGUGAACAAGGGUAGUGCCAUCUUUGCUCUUCACGUAUGCGUCAGCAGCAGUAACCCCAACCGGCUGAAGAUGCGAGCUGUGCUGGCGUGGUCGCUGCCGUCUCCCGCAAGCUGUGCCUUCCCGAUCUGCUCCAUUGCGUUCGCGGCGAUGGGGGGCGACGGCUGCGUUCUUCUCAUUUCGACAGCCAUCAAUCUGCACGAAGCACACAGCAGCAGUAUUGCCGCUCCGGGCCCUUUGUUUCACGCACUGAAGUCGGGCACCGUCAAGCUGCGCACGCAGACGGUGCCCCUGUACGCAGGCUCCGCCUCCGCACCGGAGGCGAACGGGCGGGUGCUUCUCUACCGUGGUUCCUAUGCCGCCGCGCCGCAGUCGUACGUCUGGAACAGCGCCGCUGGCGUCGUUCAUGGACUGUUUAACCGCGACGUUUCGACUGACAUGGUGGACGAAAAUGAGCGGCUGCUCUUUCGAACUUCGUCCGUCUCCGAGAGAUCCGUACUCUCGGUGGAUGAGGAGGGGGCGCGCGUGAAUGAGCAGUCGUUCUCGCUCGCUAAAGUCGCAGACGGCACUGACGCGGCCGCGUCUGGAGUGGACAGGGCCGCGUUGCCGCCGUCAGCCGUCCCCAUCGCAGUGGUCCCGACAGCGUUUCACAUGAUUGUGCUCUACCCGCGGCGGUGCAUCGUGCUACACCAACCUCCUGGAGCGUCGUGGCGCAGUUCUGCCGAUAGCGGCGGCGCGGCAGACCGCUUCGCUCCGCCGCUGCCUGCUGAAGUGGUGCAGCGGAUCCGCUUCGACCCGUUCCGGGCAUCGUCGCCGCCGUCCUCUGAGCUGUGCGGCGUCAUCCACGACUCCGAGGCGCGCCGAUUUUUCCUCUUCAGCCGCACGCAUCUCUGGGAAGUGCUCAUUGAAGACGAGGCGCACCAGCAGUGGCGCCUCUUUCUCGAGCGCGGCCGUGACACGCAGGCGCCCUUGGCGGUGCGCAAGCGCUACAUGGAUGCGGCAUGCCGACUUGCCUUCUACUCGGACACUCAGCGCAACCUCUGUCUCUUCCACUGCGGCCAGUUCUUCCUCGACUGCGGAGCCACGCGCCACGCCAUUGCCCAGUUCGCCAAGUGUGACUGGUUCGAGGACAUCUACGCGCUGUUGACGGUAUACCGCAACACAAACGUGCGCACCGCGUUUGUGGAGGCUCGCUUCCGGUUUCUGCUGUCGCAUCUCGCCUCGCUGGACGACUGGGCGCCGCAGCUGACGAGCAUGUUCGUGAUUCUCAUGCUCGCGAAACUCGAUCAAAUCGCGCGCAGCGUCCCGGCUUCCGCCGCCGCCGAGGCGGAUUUUCACAAGUUCCUGCUGAGCACAGUGGAGCAGUGCGGCGUCUUCCUGAAGGAGAAGGCGGUGUAUGAACUGGUGUUGCGCCUGCUGGAGGAGCAGGGUCGGCCCGAGAGCGCAUUGACAUUCGCACAGGCAAUGCAACACACACGCUACGUCGUCGCCUCCCACAUCGUCCAGCAGCAGUUCGACGAGGCUGUCAAGGUCCUCGGCGCGUGUCACGGUUCUGUUGCCCGUCUGCAGCCCUGGUACGAGUUUACGUCCGUACUGAUCCAGCAUCGACCGGUGGCCCUGACGACGGCGCUGCUGCGUGCCCUCACCAAGGAAGCGCGGGCGGGUCGGGUGCUUCCUCUGCAGAUGGAGCGGCUGAUGCCGUCGUUUGUGCGCUAUGAUGUCUCCAUGAACGAGGUGGCCGACAACACGGAGCAUCAGGUGGUGGUGCUGCUCGAUCAGUGCAUUCACCGCUACGACUGCUCUUCGGGUGCAGUGCACAACUACUACGUCCGCCUGCUUGCGCAGACGCACGAUGCCGUGCGCCUCGAUGACUUUAUCAGCACCUCACUCUUCCUUGACACGGGGUACGCACUGCGCAUGUGCCUGGAGCACGGCUGCACGACCGCCGCAGUGGCCCUAUACAAACACAUGCAUCUCUACCGUGACGCCGUCACUACCGCCCUGUACGCGCUUCGCGAGCGGCGCAACAGUGGCAGCGGCAGCUCUGACGAGGACGAGAGCAUGGCCGCGCGGUCGGAGGACAAGGAUGUGCUGCCGGGGCUUGUCGCCGCCGAAGACACGCUGCGCGGACUUGUCGGGAAAGUCGGCAAGGACGAGCUUCGCCAACUGUGGGUGCUUACUGCGGAGCAGGCGCUCGCCAGCCACAACGUUGCCGCGGCCCUCGCGGUCGUGCAGGAAUCGGGCGGCGUUCUCCGCACUGAAGAUGUUCUCCGUAAGAUCGAGGACGUGAAUCUCAUCGACGAUUUUCGGGACGUCAUCUGCGAGUACUUCGACACCUACGCGGAUCAGAAGCGGCAACUCAGCCGAACGCAGGACGAGGUGUACCAGACCGCCGAGGACGUGAAGAAGGACCUGCGGCAGGCGCGCGAACAGUUUGGAUACAUUACAGCGAGCCAGCGCUGUCCGCUCUGCCACCGCAAACUGCUGCAGAGCAGCGCGCCGUACUUUGUGUACCCCAACUGCGGUCAUGUCGUGCACGAGGUUUGUGCUGUGUCGCGGCUCGAGUCUAUGGGUGGCCUGGAGACAUUCCUGGCUGACGAGGGCAUUGCGCCUCACGUACUCGACGGCGUCCGCGACGUUCACCAGCUCGCGGAGCAGGACUGUGUGCUGUGCGGCGAGGCCAUCGUUGUGGAGGUCGACAUCCCGUUGUUUCAGAAGGACGCUUCUUGGGAUUGUUAG